AUGACCGUAGUCUCCAAUGAUCCCACUUGGUGGUCAGCCAUCAAUAUAGCUCGUUUGGGCAGCUAUUUUUUAGUCGCCGCCUUUGUUGCAGUGAUGUAUGAUUGGGCACUCACAUUUGGACAAGAGGUUGAAUUGAUCUGGAGACAACGAUGGUCCGUAAUGACAGUUCUGUAUCUCGGUGUGCGUUACCUUGGGAUCUUAUACGCUGCAUAUGUCCGGAAGGCUACACAAUCGGUGUUGUGCUAA
Molecule: messenger RNA, 246 nt
Organism: Suillus plorans
Lineage: Eukaryota; Fungi; Basidiomycota; Agaricomycetes; Boletales; Suillaceae
Exons: 6
Coding region: 1-246 (81 amino acids)
Source: RefSeq, a predicted model, not a curated record